AUGCUCAGCAUGCUGUUCACUCGUUCUCCUCUAGCGGCUUUGGCCGUUAGCCUUUCCUUUGCCGUGACCGAUGCUGCUGUUGCAGACCGCAGGAGUCCGGCACCUGAGGGCCUGAAAAAAGGCUUCCUGGACUACUUCAACUUCUUCGGAAAGCGUCAAGACGACUUUUGCGUACCAUCGAACGACUACUAUGAGAUUCUCUCGACCCAUACCGGCGCCCCUGAGCUGUGCCUAACUUUAGUUGGACGGCCUACCGAUACCGUCCAAGUUGUUGCUACUCCGGUUACCACUGUCACUGAUGUCACCUCUACCCGCAUCGCAACGGUGAAAAAUAUCGUCAGCAUUACUCUCACUACUACCUCCACAGUCACGCCGCCAACGCUUGCUGCAAGGGCGCCGGAACCUACACCUGGCCCUGAACUUGCAAAGAGACUAGCCCAUGUCGAAGCCAUUAGAGCCUUCGUGCGGCAAGUCGAAGCAAGCUCUUCGUUUGAUUCCACUGCAUUCGCUAUGAAUUCCAUCAGCUCUGGGUUGUCGAGUGCUUGUGAUUGCCUUGGCCUGCCGACGCCAGGAACCACCACUGAGACUUUGGAUGGCCCUCCCAGUACUACGACUACAUUGGCAGUCUUUGCAAAGACAACGAAGACUUCUCGAAGCAGUAUGACUUUCAGGACGAUCGUAACUGUGACAGCCGGCGAAGAAUCCAGUUCCAGCGGCUCUGCCACUGUUUCCGGCACUUCACCCACCUCCACUGGCGUUCCCAUCGGGGAGGGUGUCACUUGCCCAGAGGAUGGCGAAUCAGUGAAGAAUUAUGUCCUCGGCAACCGGACUUACGCCUACCAGAUCCACUGCGACGUCGACUUCACCGAUCCGAAUGUCAUUGAUCAGCCUGCUGAUAACUCGGCUGACUGUGCGGCUCUUUGCUCGACAUAUAACCAGGGUGCCAACGCCCCCGUUUGCCAGGGGUUCGUUUUCAGAGACGACCGUUGCUAUAUGAAGAAGGCUAUUACCAGCUCUUCGGCCAUCAAAUCUCCCGGUACAGUUUCCGGUACCUUACUGCGAGUGGGGGAUUUCAACAACACGGAAAACGCACCUUUCUCCCCCGGUGACUCCACUGAGAGUGCCUCUUCAACGUACUUCUCUACGGUGUACACUGAUGGUGGUGGUACGGUGCACAUGUCUUGGACGUCCGCUUACGCCUAUGCUGCGACCAAUCAGCGAGUGUGCACCUACAACAACACUCAAGUGUUUACCCAAACCAGCCUCAUCACCAUACCUGCAACUGCGCUAGUGACUACCGUGACCAGCACCGGAACAGCGACUGGUGUUCAGACUAUUACUACGAAUGGAUCUGUCAUCGUUGAGGCCUCUGGGUCGACGGAGUUCCCGCCAGGUGCAACACCUACCACAGGCGGCUCAGCAACCUCUACUUCAGGCGCUGCCACAGUUGUCAUCCCUGCGACUGCUACACGCGCCAGUGGUACGUUUAACACGACCGUCGUUUCGAGCGGUACCACUCUCGUUAAGGAGUACACGUUCGACAGUUGUCAAUGGUUCCUCAGAAUCGACGGCAACGGGCGGUGGCACCGCCAGCGGACCAUUGUCAGCGACGGAAAGCGGUAUAGUGGUCUCUCCUUCUGCAGCUGUGUCAACAGUAAUUUCCGCGAACUCGACCGCGACUGGCAGCGGUACGGAAUCUGCGCCGUCCUCAGCAUCUUCCUCGUCCUCUGGAAGUGGAAGCCCUGUAUUCCCCUCAGAAACUCGGACUGGAACUUUUACGACGGGUACGGCAGCUACCGGCAGUGGCUCAGGUUCCUCGACCCCAUCAGGCGGUGUUCCUACUGCGUCUUCGAAUGGAACGGCUACUCCGACAGAAACUUUGAGCGGCACUGGAAGUGGGACGACCGGCACGGCGGCUACCAGCGGUGGCUCAAGCACUCCAACUCUAUCAGGUGGCAUUCCUACGGCGUCUACGAAUGGAACCACCACUUCAGCAGAGACUGCAUCGAGCCCCUCAGCUUCAGGCCGGGUGCCUACCGCAUCUUCAAACGGGACUACGACCGCAAUAUCCUCCAACGGAACCACCACCUCGACAGAGACUUUGAGCGGUACUGGAGGCAGUCAGUCAAGUCUGAUAGCUCCGUCAAGUGGCCUUCCUAUAUCGUCCUCCAACGGAACCACGGCAUCGACCGAAACUCUGAGCGGUACCGAAGGCGCGCGCACUGGAACUUCAACGGCUGGUGCGGGCACUUCUCUCUCUGCUCCUUCGAGUGGCCUGCCUGGGCCUUCGUCCAACGGGACGACGGCAGCAACUGCCACCGGUUCUCUCACGGGAUCGAGCGGAACUGGAAGCAGCGGUUUCCCAGUUCCAUCCGCAAACGCAAGUUCUCCUUUAUCGAGCACCUCAGGCCAGCCUACAGGCACUCUCGCCAGUGCGACCUCGUCGGGCUCCGCGAACUCAACCGCCCCGUCUGGCUCUGGAACUGGAAGUCCCAGCACUGGCACGGCACCCAUCUCCGCUGCAAACUCGACUCUACCAACAGCACCACUUUCAUUGGCACCGGCGUGUUCACCAGCCUUUCGGAACUCCCCAGUGGCACUGCGACCCCCUCUGCAAGCCUGCCGACCAGUGGUAGUCCAGUUCCAUCGGUCAACGAUACCACAGUUACCUUGUCAGUGGCCACGGUGACUGCCACUGUUACCGAGUUCGCAACUACGGUCACGGUCUGUGCGAGCGAUUUGCCCGCAACCACAGGCACCGAGACCUCGGAAGGCCCUAGUGAGGCUAGCUCAGCCCUGCGCACCGCGCCUCCAGUAGAAGAGACGACAUCCACCCCCGCUCCUCCUUCGACAACAGCAGCGGCCUCGUCGACAACCCCAGGCACAACAGCCGCCGCCUCUUCCUCCUCUUCGUCGACACCCGCCUAUGCCCCGUCAACCCACAUCAAGCGUGACGACAACGACAACGACAAGAACCUCCUCACUAACGCCGACUUCACGGCCUUCGACGCGGCAGCGGACCCGCAGGCGUGGCAGACGCGCACCGACCGCGGCGUCAUCUUCGCCGUGCCGGCGCCGCACCCGGAGACGGGCGGCGUCAGCGUCGUCAGCCAGGAGCCCGGCGCCGUGCUCGAGCUGAGCCAGGCGCUGGCACCGGCGACCGCGCUGCACAGCGGCGCGACGUACGACGUCCAGGUCUCGGCGAGCCAGAUGGACGGCGAUGCGGCGUGUGAGGUCAAGGUGCUCGUCGGCGGCGAGCAAGUCGUCGAUGCUGUGCCGGGAGAGAAGGUGGCGACGUUUAGCGGCGCGUGGACGCCGGCGGCCCUGGUGGCGGGGGUGGAGACGCCGUUGACGGUGCAGGUGGGCCAUUGUAAGGGGGUGGAUGGGGUCGUGAGUAUUAAGGGCUUGAAGCUCGUGGAGAGGGCGCCGCAGGAGUUGAGGGUGUGA
Molecule: messenger RNA, 3447 nt
Organism: Lasiodiplodia theobromae
Lineage: Eukaryota; Fungi; Ascomycota; Dothideomycetes; Botryosphaeriales; Botryosphaeriaceae
Product: Proteophosphoglycan ppg4
Exons: 12
Coding region: 1-3447 (1148 amino acids)
Source: RefSeq, a predicted model, not a curated record